AUGAUGAAACCUUUAUUCAUCAGUCAAGGCCGCUACGAAUUCAACGCUAAUCUUUUUAUGGACCAAAUUCCAAGACGAGUUACUCUUGGUCUAGUUGCAAACUCAGAUUAUGUAGGAUCGUUAACCCGCAGUCCUUUUAAUUUUCAACCCUUUGAUGUGAGAGAAAUCAGUAUAAUAGCUAACGGUCGCAGCUACCCCCAGGCCCCUUAUGAUUUUGAUUAUAGUAAAGAAAAAUAUGUAAGAGGUUUUAAUGAUAUGAAUGAUGCUAUAGGAUUUUCAAACUCUUCAGAAGGAAAUGGGAUAACUUAUAAUCAAUUUGGAAAAACACAUUGUAUUUACGUUUUUAACUUAACAAAUAGUGGAGAAGAUAAUGCAGGGACAUUUGAUUUAAUAAAAAAUGGAACAACAGCAGUGAAUAUAAAAUUUAGUAAUGCUGUUCCAGAUGGUGGUGUAAUGUUAGUGGUUAUGGGGGAGGUAGAUUCACUUAUAAUGCUAGACAAAAAUCGAACGAUAGCCAGUGAUACAACUAUUUAA
Molecule: messenger RNA, 534 nt
Organism: Meloidogyne enterolobii
Lineage: Eukaryota; Metazoa; Nematoda; Chromadorea; Rhabditida; Meloidogynidae
Source: the annotation of a GenBank genome assembly